AUGCCACUGCCGGGCAAGGUGCUUCACAGUAAUACGCAGUGCUUCACAACAACAAUCAUCCUUUGCUCGCCAUUCAUCGCCGUUUAUCGCCUUUACCUUUUAAUAUCCAUCUUUUGCUCGCCGUUCAUCGCCUUCGUCUUCCAAUAUCCUGUCUUCAUCUCAAUCGAUCUCGCCCUCGCUCGUCCUUCGACAUCCAGUUCAACCGCUCUCGCCCUCGCCUUCACCAUCAACCUCUUCAGGUCCCACUUAGUAUCACCGCGUCCAGUGCCUCCACCAUCAGCCAAUAACUCUUGUUCAUCCAGGCAACGAACAGCACCCCUCUCGCCCAUUCCAGCCACAUCAGUAAAACCAACCUCAAUCUGA
Messenger RNA from Periconia digitata, 363 nucleotides. NCBI's taxonomy places the organism in Eukaryota, Fungi, Ascomycota, Dothideomycetes, Pleosporales, Periconiaceae. The record is from the annotation of a GenBank genome assembly.